AGUUGUGUGCAUCCGAAAAUCCUACCAUCUUUCUCUUCGCUGUUUCUCUCGGUGAGAGAUUAAAAUUUAAUUUAAACAAAUUUAUAUCUUCAAGUUUUAUUGCUAUUCGUGGGCCAUAUUCGCAACAUGUUGCAAUCUAUAUUCGACGAUGUUCGUCGUAUGAAUAAACGACAGUUUCUGUAUCAGGUGCUAAGCUUUGGUAUGAUAGUUUCGUCCGCGUUGAUGAUAUGGAAGGGUCUGAUGGUUGUCACCGGAAGCGAGAGCCCUAUCGUGGUAGUAUUAAGCGGAAGCAUGGAGCCUGCAUUUCACAGAGGCGACUUGCUAUUUCUGACCAAUUAUCAGGAUGAACCAGUGAGGGUGGGUGAGAUUGUUGUUUUCAAAGUUGAAGGCAGAGACAUUCCUAUUGUGCAUCGAGUACUUAAGCUUCACGAAAAAGGCGACCAAAAUAAUACAGUCAAGUUUCUCACAAAGGGUGAUAACAAUUCUGUUGACGAUAGAGGUUUGUAUGCGCCCGGUCAACUGUGGUUGACGCACAAGGAUGUGGUCGGUCGAGCAAGAGGAUUUUUGCCGUACGUCGGAAUGGUCACGAUUUAUAUGAAUGAGUAUCCUAAGUUCAAAUAUGCGGUACUAGCGUGUCUCGGAUUGUAUGUUUUAGUUCAUAGAGAAUAAAAAAAUUGCCUCAUAUAUUAA
Pseudomyrmex gracilis is the source of this 690-nucleotide messenger RNA. It is a transcript of the gene twr, whose product is annotated as signal peptidase complex catalytic subunit SEC11A. The transcript has 4 exons. Gene Ontology annotation, molecular function: serine-type endopeptidase activity. Bases 127 to 669 code for a protein of 180 amino acids. NCBI's taxonomy places the organism in Eukaryota, Metazoa, Arthropoda, Insecta, Hymenoptera, Formicidae. The record is from RefSeq and is a predicted model, not a curated record. Gene Ontology annotation, cellular component: signal peptidase complex; membrane.